CAUAAGGCACUGCACGUAAAUUCAUUUGGAGACUGAGGUGGCCUCGGUGCUGGCGUGGUGGCAGAAGAUCUGCGGUGAGGAAACAUGGCUGGCCCGACCAUCGCUUCGCGCUUGUACUCCCUGCUGUUUCGCAGAACUUCUACCUUCGCCCUCACCAUUGCCUUGGGAGCCGUGUUUUUCGAGCGCGCCUUCGACCAAGGCGCAGACGGGAUCUACGAGCAUAUUAACGACGGGAAGCUGUGGAAACACAUCAAGCACAAGUACGAGAACAAGGAGUAGUUCCUCGCCUCCCCGGGGCCAGAAGGACCAGGUCCACCUGCUAGCUGUUCGUGCAGACCAGGGGGCUCAGCCCAAAGAUGAGUCCUGUGCUGCUCUUCACAGCUGGCACAGGCCACCUGUAGCUGUUGGCAAGAAAUGGCUCCACCUGACAGACUGUUUAACUUCUGCUGUGUUUGAAGUGCAUUUGAUCAGAGUUAUCAGCAAAUAAAUGUAAAUUAAUCCUUGAGA
Messenger RNA from Fukomys damarensis (Damara mole-rat), 507 nucleotides. RefSeq names its product cytochrome b-c1 complex subunit 9. NCBI's taxonomy places the organism in Eukaryota, Metazoa, Chordata, Mammalia, Rodentia, Bathyergidae. The transcript is spliced from 2 exons. The record is from RefSeq and is a predicted model, not a curated record. Gene Ontology annotation, biological process: mitochondrial electron transport, ubiquinol to cytochrome c. The coding region runs from base 85 to 279 and encodes 64 amino acids.